Harpegnathos saltator (Jerdon's jumping ant) is the source of this 2182-nucleotide messenger RNA. RefSeq lists its product as uncharacterized. The transcript has 2 exons. The record is from RefSeq and is a predicted model, not a curated record. Bases 419 to 925 code for a protein of 168 amino acids. Lineage: Eukaryota; Metazoa; Arthropoda; Insecta; Hymenoptera; Formicidae.
GUAGACUCUCGCGUAAAGUGCCGCGAUUGCUGUAAUUCCUUUCCGAAUCUCCAUUGAUAUAUCUCAUAUUGAUGCUCCGGGCGCUCGAGGGACUCGAUAUCGUUAAGAUCGCCAAAGCCUCGCAGUGGCUCUCGAGAUUUCCCGACGCCGGAAUUCGGAUGACGCUCGCCUCAACUUAAAGCCCGCGAGCCGGCUAUCGACUGUAUGUGUAUGUGUGUGUGUGUGUGUGUGUGCGCGCGCGACUUUCGGAUCCACGAGAAAAGCAUAUUGAAUUGCCAGGGCCGUGGUUAGGUUCGCAGAUCGCGCGAAAUGGAUUCGCGGCGAAGUCAGAGACGGGGAAGAGAGGUCGAAGGGCGACGUCGCAGCGAGGACGGCGGUCGAGGCGAGACGGAAGAAGCGGGAUUCCUGGACGAAGCUCAUGCGAGCUUAUGAACGCAAAGCAUCAUCCAAGGAAACAAUUGCUUCUCUCUGGGAGAUGACGGAGCUGCCCGAGGAACUACGAGAGGCCGUGAGGGAGGCUAAAAGGGAGAUCCGGCAAGCUGAACGGAGCGGUAAAACAAGAACGAGAGCGGAGAAGCUCGCCAAGAGAGCUCCGACGAGGAGCGUCACGGCUGCGGAAAAAUCUCGAGAGGCCCCGAGAAGCUCGCAAGAGGACGAGGAGGGGGAUCCUGCCAAGGAGGUCACUGCGAGGAGCACGAUGGCGAGAAUCCUCGCGGCGCGGAAAGGGAAGAGGGCCGUCAUGAUGGAUCCCUGCACUCCUUGGAAACCGCCCUCGCUCCUGAAGGAUUUGCAGAGUCUCCUCGGAGGUCCUUUGCCGGAAUCGAUCGAGGAAAAGACGAAUCUGGGGAUGGCUCGUAUAAAGGAGCUCGAGGCUGCUCGCGGUGGAGUUUAUCCGCGGAUUUCCGACUUCCACUCCAUCGAUUGACGUCGCGUUAUUCAAACGUUUCUGUGUUCUUCUCACGUCAAUGCCAUCGCGCCAUUCUUGAAAAGUUACGUUUCGUUCCUCCACCCUCAAUUUUUCCUGCGCCGGUUCUCGCGCGGUGGUAACGACGAAGAGAGAGAAUAUGUAUUUUUAUUUACAAUUUCUGUCUGAUUUGAAUAAUUACGCAACUACGUGUAGACUAGUUAGGAACUGUAAGAGCGGCCGUAUGGACGACUUGCGUCGAAUAGGUUAUGUUUAACGUUACUGCGACGAUGAAGCUGUACUGUAAGGCUCAAAAGAAACGCGCGAAUAAACGAGGCACUUUCCGUCACGCUAGUUUCGGCAAUAAAUAUUUGCGUGCGCAUAUCGUAUCUGCCGUCGCGUAUCCGUUUGCGGAAGUCUCUCGGUGCUCUCUAUCUUCUCGAGUAAAUCACAUCGUCGAUAGCAAUUCCCCGAUUUUCCGCGAUUCACGUGAAAAACCGGGUCGUGCAAACUGAUCUAAUCCCAUUCGCCCGAGGCUAUACACGGCGAUUCGUAUUAUCGCGAGUGGGGAAGCGAAGGGAACGACGGGAUAUCCUCCCAGGUCUUCGGGCGAUCCUGGAUGAUAAAUUCGUGCAGGAAGGGCCAACAUUCAAGGCCCGAUUCCGGUCCCCGACCGGACAACGGAGCAAGACGACAUUUCCUGUAAGGACACGACGUCCAGCUCGACUUCCGGCUUUCCACCGCCAGGACCUUGUCCUCUCUCUCGCGCGCGCGCACACACACAUACACAGAUUCACGUAUUCACGACGAUGUUGAGCUGAGCGAGGACCGUGCCUUCGUUCCACGACGGCGAAAAGUUGAGCGCUAUCGUUUCGCGCGGAUCGUUCCUUCUUCGCGCCGACACUGCUUCCUCGCGAAACUUUCGGCGUGCUUUGGCGCAAGUUGGAAUGGAAGUUUUCUUUCGCGCGCAAUUCCGAUCCCGUCAGAGAGAAGUGGAACGGCCGAUUCGGGAGGGGAAUACGACAGGCGAGCGCAACACGUUCGCUAUUUAAUCUCGGCCGGUAGAAACACCGAGCGCGACGUGGGAGUCACGCUCGGUCUCGAUUGCGUGGCGCAAUGCGGCGAGCAAAAACUUCGACAGAAGUCGGCGCCGAGUGAAUGGCGAAAUCGCGGGAUUUUACCCGGACGCGUAGUAUAAGCGGAAAUCAAUCGAUAUCGGGCCUAAAGUUUCACCCAAACGGUUAUACGAAGUCGAAUGAAAACCUUAACCCUUUAACG